Molecule: messenger RNA, 1941 nt
Organism: Plutella xylostella (diamondback moth)
Lineage: Eukaryota; Metazoa; Arthropoda; Insecta; Lepidoptera; Plutellidae
Gene: nab
Product: NGFI-A-binding protein homolog
Biological process (GO): negative regulation of DNA-templated transcription
Cellular component (GO): nucleus
Molecular function (GO): transcription coregulator activity; transcription factor binding
Source: RefSeq, a predicted model, not a curated record
GUGAUCGAGGGCAAGGAAAGCAGUCCGUAGGCACGUGGAGGGGUCGCGUGGGGUGCUGGGCGGAGCGUGGCGCAGGGCUCAGCGCUCAGUCGAGGCGCGCGCGUCAACGCAAACGUCACGGCUACCCUUCAAACAUUCCCGCGCGAAUUUUCUUUUGACAGCUGUCAGAUUAAUUUUUUUCGAGGCUGUGACUUUUCCUCUUUGAGCCUAUGUUUUGAGUGAUUGUUUCGGGUUUGUCGGUGGAUGUGUGCGAGCGAGCAGGGCGACAUGGAGAGCCCGGAGGCCGCGGGGCGCCCGCCCCCGCCCCUCGCCCCCGCCGCGCCGCCCAACGGAUCCAAUAAGAUCAUCGGAAGGAACAUCAAUGGCACCAUGGUGGUGACGUCAGCGCCGGCCAACGAGGCGGAGUUGCAGCUGUACCGCGUCAUGCAGCGCGCCAGCCUGCUCGCCUACUAUGAUACCCUGUUGGAAAUGGGUGGCGAUGACGUCCAGCAACUAUGCGACGCCGGUGAAGAGGAAUUCCUCGAAAUAAUGGCUUUAGUGGGCAUGGCGUCCAAGCCGCUGCACGUCAGACGGCUGCAAAAAGCUCUGCAGGAGUGGGUCACCAACCCAGCCCUCUUCCAAAUGCCCAUAGUCCCCAACCUCUGUCCCACAGAAAACCCCUUCAUGCAAUGCAACCAAAGACUUUUAAACAUGCCAGCGUCAAUACCAAAUGUUUUACCCAGAACGGUAGCCUCACCAGAGAGUAGUAGACCAAUGUACAGUCCGUCCCCCGGAGCUCCUGACAACAGCUGUGGUUCCACCACAUCAGCCACCAGUCCUGUACAGAAUCAAUCGUCAACGUUCACCAAAAUAGUCCUUCCCACCUCCCCUGCGCCCACCGCUCCUAUUUCGUCCACAGUGACCCGUUCAUUUUCUCCUCAAAGCGCGUGUCCGCCAGCCUCAGCUGGAUCCAGUCCUUCCUCAGUCACCUCUCCAGUCCAACUCACACCAGUACUCCUAGACGUCCAGGUGUCAAAGCUAGCGGCCGCGGCGGAGAAGUUGAGCAAACAUCUGCCGCAGUUGGAGCCGAAGCCGCAGAACACUAAGAAGAAGAUGUGCAAGGACUUGGAGCUGGUGAUGCAGAUGCCGGAGACUGACCCGCGCCGCAUGGAGGAGAUCAGGAAGUACGCCGCCAUCUACGGACGCUUCGACUGCAAGCGGAAGCCGGAGAAACCGCUCACGUUGCAUGAGGUGAUGGUGAACGAGGCAGCCGCGCAGAUGUGCCGCUACGUGCCGGCGCUACUUACUCGGAGAGACGAGCUGUUCCCACUAGCGAGGCAGGUGGUCAGGAGAGCCGGCCUGCACUACUCUAAGCAUGGCCUCCCUCCCACGGCUUCAACGGGCUCCGACCGAGACGACGACGAGGCGCCGAGCAAGCGGCCGCGGCAGGAAAGUGAGGAGGGAAAUGGCCCGGAUACAGCGAAAAACAAUUCUAACCACGGGUGGUGGGGCGUGAAAGUGGAGAGCGACGAUGCGGAUUCACGCUGCUCCUACUCCAGCAUCAGCACGCCGCCGCUUGACACAGAAGAGUCCCGCCCUCAAGUAGUAGCGGCCCGAGGAGACAGCAUCAUAGCCGUCGCCAACCCCGCCCUGCAGCCCGCCGCGCCGCACCCGGCUAGGAACCACUCCAACUGACCUGAUGAUGAAGAGGACAUACCAGGGGAUAUCCACGGCGAUUUCAUGAUUGAUGGGACGUGUAGACUUUGACUACAUUGAUAAAGUUGUCAGGCGUCCCGGUCUGUGCUAUUCCAACUGCCGUGAUGAUGAAGAUAACUUGUAUAACACAUAACAGAUAUAUUCUAUUCUAUUCUGAUAGGGGGUGAAGUUCCUGUACGUGGCUCUCUCGAGUGGAACCUUUGUACAUAUCCCCUUGAUUUCAGCUCAGCCAGCCUAGCUCCCGAG